CAACCAGCCGCACGCCCUCCUCGGCGGCGCGGCGAGGAAGGCGGCGGAGAGGCAACGGAGGCGUGGUUGAGGGAUUCCGGCGUGGAGCGGCGCCGGGAGAGGGGAGAAGCGGCGGCGGCGGCGGCGGCGGCAUGGCCAUCGAGUGCCUCGUGCUAGGGGCGGGGCAGGAGGUGGGGAAGAGCUGCGUGGUGGUCACCUUCGGCGGCGGGAAGCGCGUCAUGUUCGACUGCGGCAUGCACAUGGGCCACCGCGACAGCCGCCGCUACCCGGACUUCGACCGCCUCCUCGCCGACGGCGCCGCCGACUACACCGCCGCCAUCUCCUGCGUCGUCAUCACCCACUUCCAUUUGGAUCAUAUCGGAGCACUGCCGUACUUCACCGAGGUCUGCGGUUACCACGGUCCAGUUUACAUGACGUACCCGACAAAGGCUUUAGCUCCAUUGAUGCUGGAAGACUAUCGGAAAGUAAUGGUAGAUCAUAGAGGAGAGGAAGAGCAAUAUAGCUAUGAAGACAUCCUACGCUGUAUGAGGAAAGUUAUACCAUUGGACCUGAAGCAGACCAUUCAAGUAGAUAAGGACCUUUCGAUCCGUGCCUAUUAUGCUGGACAUGUUCUAGGGGCUGCAAUGAUAUAUGCAAAAGUUGGAGAUGCUGCUAUUGUGUACACUGGAGAUUACAAUAUGACACCAGAUAGGCACCUUGGAGCAGCGCAAAUUGAUCGUCUGAAGUUAGAUCUGUUGAUAACAGAAUCAACAUAUGCUAAAACUGUGCGUGACUCGAAGCAUGCCCGAGAGAGGGAGUUCUUAAAAGCAGUCCAUAAGUGUGUUUCUGGAGGUGGUAAAGUUCUAAUUCCAGCAUUUGCUCUUGGAAGAGCACAGGAGCUAUGCAUACUACUGGAUGACUAUUGGGAAAGGAUGAACCUGAAGAUUCCUAUUUAUUUCUCAGCUGGUUUAACCAUUCAAGCCAACAUGUACUACAAAAUGCUUAUUGGAUGGACUAGCCAAAAGAUCAAGAACAGCUACACAGUUCAUAACCCAUUUGACUUCAAGCAUGUUUGCCACUUUGAGCGUUCUUUCAUUAACAAUCCUGGUCCAUGUGUGCUUUUUGCAACACCUGGUAUGAUUAGUGGUGGAUUUUCCCUUGAAGUGUUUAAGAAAUGGGCUCCAUCAGAAAAAAAUCUGGUUACACUUCCUGGAUAUUGUGUUGCUGGAACCAUUGGCCAUAAGUUGAUGUCUGGAAAACCUACCAGGAUUGACAUAGACAAGGACACCCAUAUUGAUGUCAGAUGUCAGAUCCAUCAACUGUCAUUCAGUCCUCAUACAGACUCAAAGGGGAUCAUGGAUCUUACUGAAUUUCUUUCUCCCAGUCAUGUAAUUCUAGUUCAUGGCGAAAAACCUCAGAUGGCUUUCUUGAAGGAGCGGAUCGAAUCCGAGUUGGGGAUGCAAUGCUGUUACCCAGCUAACAACGAGACCGUCUCUAUUCCGACAUCCCAGAACUUGAAAAUAAACGCCACGGAGAAGUUCAUUGUGAGCUUCUGCAUGGAUGAAACUGAAAAUGAUCCGCAGAAGCAGAACCUGAAUUUUGGUGGCGACAUGCCACAAGGCUGCAGGACUGAAGGAGUAGCUGAGGGCGUUCUUCUGAUGGAGAAGUCCAAGACUCCGAAGAUUUUGCGCGAGGACGAGCUGCUUCACUCGCUGGGCAUGGAAACGCAUUUUGUCCAUUUUGAACCACUGCAUCCGUCCAGCAUUGAGGUAAAACAUACUGGUGAGUCCGCGGUGCAGCAGAGCAGUUUAGAACAUUUAGACUGCGAGUGAAAUGAAUGAACAAUUCUUCUUUUCAACUACUCUCGACUUUGGAGACUUUUGAGAGGUAUAGCCAGAAGGGGAAGAGUUGUGUAGUUAGACUGUUGGAAAAAAAGAACACUUUUCAUCCGUCAAUUGUUAUUUUGGUGGAUUAAACCCUAGUCUUUUCUCUUUUCUUCUGGGGCGUCAACCCCAAUUCUAUAUUCUUUGGAGGUGCAGCGGGUGCUUAUCAAAUCUGUCACCCCCAAUUCUAUAUUCUUUGGAGGUGCUUAUCAAAUCUGUUUCUUAGGCUGAACAUAUAAUUCCAACUUUGAUAAGUCUUU
This is a messenger RNA of Oryza sativa Japonica Group (Japanese rice), 2122 nucleotides long. Its product is annotated as cleavage and polyadenylation specificity factor subunit 3-II. Gene Ontology annotation, cellular component: nucleus. Gene Ontology annotation, molecular function: RNA endonuclease activity. Gene Ontology annotation, biological process: snRNA processing. The record is from RefSeq and is a predicted model, not a curated record. NCBI's taxonomy places the organism in Eukaryota, Viridiplantae, Streptophyta, Magnoliopsida, Poales, Poaceae.